Molecule: messenger RNA, 837 nt
Organism: Aspergillus nidulans FGSC A4
Lineage: Eukaryota; Fungi; Ascomycota; Eurotiomycetes; Eurotiales; Aspergillaceae
Exons: 5
Coding region: 1-837 (278 amino acids)
Source: RefSeq, a predicted model, not a curated record
AUGGCUAUCCGGUCUCUUCCCUUUAUUCCGAUACCACCGAUGCCAUUGCAGACUACCCUCACACUCCCAACUUCUCAAACUUUUGCUCCAACUGGAGCCUGCAGCUCGCAUCAUGAGGGUAGACGCAGUGUGAUACCGGGGAGGAAACCCUCUGUGCGGGCUUGUACCUCAAUAAUCCGAGAUCCAACCAUUCAUUGGAAACUUUUUAAUUUAGUUCUCUCCACGGUCCUUUUCCUUAUCAACCUUGCUAUCUUUAUCACGUUCGUCGUUCUUCGCGCUAUUCAAGGGCCCUGGAUUUACAUUAUCUUGACCUUCAUACUUCUGACGAUUGGAGUAGUAUGGUGUCACGCUUUGUGCCGUCUAGUUGCCGCAGUUUAUCAGUUUCCGAAUUAUGCUGCCGAUUGCACACUUCCUAUCGAGAUGACAGAGACUGCUAGCUAUGUGCGGCCAAACCAUCCUAUUAGUGUCACUUUAGCUGGGGACGAGGAGCGCUCCACCGGAAGUCAUAGUACUGGCCAUGCUGUGAAAGUGACGACACCACCGCCGGCGUACGGUCUAUGGAGAGACAGUGUGCUAUUGAUCUACAUCCAGAGACUCGAUCCUUGCCUACUUCACUGGCAGUGCCUUGAGAACCAGCCGGCUGCACUGCAACACACGGAAAGGAGGAAUGAGAAUCCAAAUCGCGAGCCGCAAGGACACCGGCCCCCAAGCUACAUGUCCGACAACAGCGUCGAGGGAGCUAUGGGUCAAGAACAUUGGCUGAAUAAAGCACCAACAAUCAGAUGUAAUAGGGCCAAUGUCAAUAAUGUAAGCUGGGGUGGUGGAGAGUCGCGAUAA